CAACAGAAGUCUCUGCACAACGAACGACAAACAGCAGCGAAAGAAGACAGCGUGGCAGGUAAAAUGUGUCCUGCGUGGUUAUUAGUGGCUGUGGCGCUGGUGGGCGUGGCCAGAGGAGCUGUCAGUCAGUGCUGGGAACAUCCGAGCUGUCAGGAUGUCAACUCUGAGAGUAGCAUCAUGGAGUGUAUCCAGCUCUGUCGCUCCGACCUCACCGCUGAGGUGCCUGUCGACUCACACCUCCAGCCUCCUCCUCCAUCAGACCCUGUGUCCCUUGCUUCGCUAUCUCUUUUAUCCUCCACCUCCUUCCCUCCUUCAUCUCCUCAGGCCAAGCGUUCCUACUCCAUGGAGCACUUCCGCUGGGGGAAGCCUGUUGGCCGAAAGCGCCGCCCGGUCAAAGUGUACACCUCCAACGGUGUGGAGGAGGAGUCAGCCGAGCUCUUCCCUGGGGAGAUGAGGAGGAGGGAACUGGCCAGCAGGAUGAUGGAGGCAGCAGAGGAUGAGGUGAAGAAACAGGAGGAGGCAGAAGAGGAUGAGGACCUGGUCCCCGGUGAGGUCCACGAGAAGAAAGACGGCACAUACAAGAUGAAGCACUUCCGCUGGGGGGGCCCGCCGGAAAGCAAACGCUACGGUGGCUUCAUGAAGAGCUGGGACGAGCGCAGCCAGAGGCCCCUGCUCACGCUCUUCAAAAAUGUCAUCAACAAAGAUGGACAGCAGGAGAGGGAGCAGUGAGGGAUCAGGACGGGUACUAAAAACACAUUGAUUGUCACUGCCUUCCAAACAGACCCACGUGAGCUUUUCUAAUUCCCCUAUCAGCAGGCAACCCUGUCUCCUAGAAAUUAUUCUUAUGCAAUACAUUAUUUAACAUCAAUUAAUCUGAGCCUUCAUUAAUAAUUAGGUCUACAACAUGUCACAGAGUCUUAAUUGACCUUGUUAAAUGUCUUAUUGGGUCCAAAACUAAAACAUUCAGUUUUCAAUAUAUAAAACUGAAAAAAGCAGUAAAUAUACACAAUUGAAACUUCAGAGGCACUAUGGCACUAGUUGAUCUUUUUGAAAAUGACUUUCGAUUUAUCAAUUUUUACUUUUCUUUUUUUUUUUAAUAUAUAAGGUUUUGCUAAAUUCCAAAUGUUUCCCCCUUCCUUUAAAGGGAACACUUGUAACUCAACCGGUUUCUUCCCAUGGGAGAGUCCCUAUGAAAACCACUUUUGUGCCAUCAGCUUUUGUUAUUUCGCAUGACAGAUUUCUUAUUUUCUAUGUGCUCUUCUCACUGGUUUGACGGGCUCAUUUGGAAAUAAGCUGAUAUCAUGUAGCACCAAUCAGAAUUCAUCAUUUAAAGUGCUGAUAGAAAUCACCCUUUUUUUUUAGCCAUGAAUACAUUAUAUGGUAUAAUGUUUGAAGACUAAAUACAGCUUUGGGCUUUAAAUAAGUGCAGUGUGUGACUUAAAAUACAGGUUUUACUAAAUGUUUGCUGUUAUAAAAAAGUCAUUUAAUGUAAACGUAAUUUCUAAGAGACAGGGUCAGAGUAGGAAGGCAUUGUUUUGUCAGUGUCUUCUAUAACCGUUUGAUUCAUAUGAGAGUUUGCUAGAUGGUUAUUAUUGGUGUCAUGAUUUAAUGUUUACUACCGGAAAGAAAAAUAACGGUCAUCCCGCUGUCAUUCUGCAGUCAGUAACUUCACCCACAGGGACCGGUCCUGGAAUGAGAAACACAGAAAGAGAGGAUGGAGAGGAACGUGUUUUAUAU
Messenger RNA from Eleginops maclovinus (Patagonian blennie), 1737 nucleotides. It is a transcript of the gene pomca, whose product is annotated as proopiomelanocortin a. Gene Ontology annotation, biological process: neuropeptide signaling pathway. Gene Ontology annotation, cellular component: extracellular region. Lineage: Eukaryota; Metazoa; Chordata; Actinopteri; Perciformes; Eleginopidae. The record is from RefSeq and is a predicted model, not a curated record. The transcript is spliced from 3 exons. Gene Ontology annotation, molecular function: neuropeptide hormone activity. The coding region runs from base 64 to 729 and encodes 221 amino acids.